Messenger RNA from Hyalella azteca, 1657 nucleotides. RefSeq lists its product as uncharacterized. The record is from RefSeq and is a predicted model, not a curated record. The transcript is spliced from 4 exons. Bases 341 to 1240 code for a protein of 299 amino acids. NCBI's taxonomy places the organism in Eukaryota, Metazoa, Arthropoda, Malacostraca, Amphipoda, Hyalellidae.
CCAAGAUCUUGAAACAAGCAAUGAAUUAUUUUCUGAGCUCCCACAUCCUUCUGCGUUUCUAGGAUUCGAUCCAAUUACACAUUGUGAUGCAGAUGAAGAAUUAUCUCUUUCCUAUGACACCCUACACAAGAACACUGACAAUAAUUCGCUCUUGGCAUUUGAUUACCAAGUUCCAAAGGAUUGUGAAAGUGACUAUACAUCACACUUAGCAUUUGAUGACCAGGAUUUAAAGGUUUGGGAAGCAAAGGAUCAUUUUUAUUUGCCAGUCAGUUGUUGUGAACGGCUCGGUUCAAGGACUCCACCUGAAGCUAUUGAAGCAGAUGAUAUCCCAACAUUGCUUAUGGAUAAAAGGUCUCAAAUUCUAAAGGCAGAAGAACCAGCUAAAUUCUUGGAUUAUGAUGUCAAAUAUAUUUGUCAACAUUGUGAUUUUGAGGUACCAUACACGGUGGGUAAUAUGACGGAGAUCGUCCAGCAUCUGCUACCACUCAGAAAGUUCACUCAAGAAAGUUCAGAUAAUAUUCUGGAGCAGGUAUUGGUUUCCAGACUUGAAUUGAGGCAAGAAUUCUCAGAUGGUAUCAAGGUACAAGUCGCAUCAACCUUGGUGUGCAAACUAUGUUCUAAAAAAUUUGAAGUUUAUUGUGAAAAUCUAUACGAAGUGGCUCAUCAUUUAAAUUAUUGUGCUAUGAAAACAUCUGGAGGAUCGCCCAUCUGCAUAUUCUGCCGUGAAGGCGUGGCAGCAGAUUGCAUGGACCAGCACUUCGACCAGCGCAGUCCUCAAUGCUGUACGGCCGCAUGGGUGAAAAUAGCAGAGAUCCUGCCUAUUGGGUGCAAAAAAGUAACUCAGGAUCUUCGAACUCGAUGCCAGUUAUGUAAAGCGGUUUUCUCUCCAUUCGAUUGCAUCCCGUUGGAUGCUAAAGCUUUCUGUACAACCUGUCACAGCAACCUCACCACAGCAAACAUACUCGCAGUUGAUUCAAACUCUCAACAAAAAUGUACGCUAUGCAAUUCAAGUUGUUCUCAGAAAUUUAUGACUCUGUCUGAACCACAAAUUCGUGUAGGUUCUCACUGCUGGAUCUCUUUGAGGUUCAGUAAAAAAGGUAUAAAAACUAGAGACCCUUGUUGGGCUUUUAGAAGCCUGACCAGCCUGUUAGGAUCAACUUAUAACAAGUUAUCUAAAAAAAUUUUAAUAAUGGAAUCAGAAACUCUUUACCACACAGUUUCUUUUCCAUACAUGAAAUAAGCCAAACAAAAAAAAAAGUUGAAUAAAUAAAACUGAAGCUAGUCGGACAAAGCGACACUCAGUACUAAUGCAACAAUAUAGUUCAUAAUAUUUUUUCAAUGUAAAAUUCAUCGAUUACAUCUGGAAUGGGUUGAUUUCAUGAAUGAAUGCAUUGCCAGACGCGACUCACGCAUAACUUAUUCACUUUUAUGGGAUGAACUCGUAUAUUUAAAUGCAGCUUUACUUCUGUUAUGAUUGUUUCCGUUCCCACAAGAAAAUACUCUAAAUUUGGUUUUCCAUUCAAUUGCUGCGAAAUCGAUAUUAAAACAUCCUACUAAUAAUUGCGUUCCAAAAAGUGAGAGAUAAUCUGAUGAAAAUGGCCUUGCUUUCUGCUCCAAUUAUGAUUAACAAGUUUCUUGCCUUUGCUUCUUUUAUAUC